This is a messenger RNA of Plodia interpunctella (Indianmeal moth), 1759 nucleotides long. It is a transcript of the gene Alg2, whose product is annotated as ALG2, alpha-1,3/1,6-mannosyltransferase. Gene Ontology annotation, cellular component: endomembrane system. The transcript has a single exon. The coding region runs from base 168 to 1433 and encodes 421 amino acids. Gene Ontology annotation, molecular function: alpha-1,3-mannosyltransferase activity; GDP-Man:Man(1)GlcNAc(2)-PP-Dol alpha-1,3-mannosyltransferase activity. Lineage: Eukaryota; Metazoa; Arthropoda; Insecta; Lepidoptera; Pyralidae. The record is from RefSeq and is a predicted model, not a curated record.
GAUGUUCCUCAUUCAUGUGUGUGUUCAGUGUUCAUGAUUCAUGUUCCUGUGAAAGAAAACUAACAAAACAUUGUAUUUGGUGAAUGGCAGAAAUAUCCAUUAUUACAUAGUAAGAGCUAUUGACCUAAUGUAAUAAAAAUCUAUAAAUUCAUAACUAGUGGUAAAACAUGGUUAAAAUAUUGUUCCUACACCCGGAUCUCGGCAUUGGUGGUGCAGAGCGAUUAGUUGUGGAUGCCGCAUUAGCUUUCAAAGGGAGAGGUCACGAUGUAGCAUUCUACACUAAUCAUCACGAUCCAACUCAUUGUUUUGCUGAAACUAGAGAUGGUACAUUUCCCGUUACCGUUGUAGGCGACUGGAUACCACGAUCUAUAUUUGGGAGAUUUAAGGCGGCUUGUGCUUAUGCUCGCAUGGUGUAUGCAGCUGUAUACAUGGCCUGGUAUGUUAUACCUGUAGAAGAACCGACACUUAUAUUUUGCGAUUUAAUAUCACUAUGUAUCCCAUUUUUGAAGCUGGCACGAGGACCGUUUAGGAUAGUAUUCUACUGCCAUCACCCAGAUAAAUUGCUCACAACAGAAGGUGGUCUACUUAAAAAGAUAUACAGAGCUCCAUUAAACUGGCUGGAGGAGUUGACUACAGCUCGGGCUGAUAAGGUUCUAGUCAAUAGCAAGUACACUGCUCGAGUUUAUCAGGAUGCAUUUCAGAGAAUUAAAGAUAUUCCUGACAUUUGUUAUCCCUCUAUAAAUACUGAGUUUUUCAAGACAACUCCUCCUAAGCCUUUGAAAGAAAUUGUACCGAUAGGUACGGAUAAGUUUAUAUUUUUAUCUAUCAAUAGAUAUGAAAGGAAAAAGAAUUUGAAAUUAGCUUUGAAAGCUUUAGAACAUUUGAAGCAUGUUGUUAGUGAAUCUGAUUGGGGUCGAGUGCAUUUGAUUAUGGCUGGAGGCUUUGACCCAAUAAAUUUGGAAAAUAUGGAGCAUUAUAUGGAAUUGACAGAUCUAGCUGCCGAACUGGAUAUUGAAGAAAAAGUGACAUUCAUGAAAUCUCCAAAAGACAUAGAAAAAGUGUCUCUCCUGUACAAUUGCAAGGCUUUGGUUUAUACUCCUUCUAAUGAGCACUUUGGUAUUGUUCCUUUGGAGGCUAUGUAUUAUAGUAAACCAGUGAUAGCUGUGAACAGUGGUGGUCCCACAGAGACCAUUGUCAAUGAUGUAACAGGGUUUCUGUGUGAGCCUAAUAGUCAAUCUUUUGCCAAAGCUAUGAGUAAGUUAAUGUUAUCUCCAGAAUUGUGUGAGAGGUUGGGUGAAGCAGGAAGGAAGAGAUUUGAAGGUAAGUUCUCCUUUGACGCUUUCACUAAUCAGUUGGAUGGUAUACUGACAAGGGAGAGGCAAAUUGUUUCAGAGGCUCGAGCCAUUGAGUAUGAGCAGAAAAAGCGUAAAUAAGAGAAAGCAGUCUCUCCUACAAUUGUUUGAGAGAAGCUGACCAAAGAAACAGCUGAAAAAUUACUUGCAGUUAAAGCUUGUGUCUAAAACUUAAAUGAUAUUAUUUUAAAAGUGUAUUUUCGUAGCUACUUAUGCAAAUUGACAUAUUUUACUUUCAAUUUAUAUGUCAAUAACAUCUUUUGUUGUUUUAUAAAAUUAGCCCAGUAAGUGAGAAUUGGAUUAGAAAUAAGCAUUACAGAGUUUUGUAUCACAUAUUAUCUGAAAACAUAUUGUUGUUGUUUAAAGCCUAGUAAAUAGCUGUGACUAAAUAGACAUCUUUAGGCAAA